Messenger RNA from Mesoplodon densirostris (Blainville's beaked whale), 456 nucleotides. RefSeq names its product mitochondrial intermembrane space import and assembly protein 40-like. Bases 1 to 456 code for a protein of 151 amino acids. The transcript has a single exon. Gene Ontology annotation, cellular component: mitochondrial intermembrane space. Lineage: Eukaryota; Metazoa; Chordata; Mammalia; Artiodactyla; Ziphiidae. The record is from RefSeq and is a predicted model, not a curated record. Gene Ontology annotation, molecular function: protein-disulfide reductase activity. Gene Ontology annotation, biological process: protein import into mitochondrial intermembrane space.
AUGCCACAAUCGCUGGAGGAGGUCGGUGCGCCGGGCUGCACCGUGGCCUACUGCCGGCAGGAAGGGAAGGAUCGAAUCAUAUUUGUGAACAAAGAAGACCAUGAAACUCCAAGCAACGCGGAGCUGACGGCCGACGACUCCAAUGAUCCGUACGGGGAGCACGGACUGAUCCUACCCCACGGAGACCUCAGCUGGAACUGCCCAUGCCUUGGGGGCAUGGCCAGCGGGGCGUGUGGGGAACAGUUCAAGGCGGGCUUUUCCUGCUUCCACUGCAGCACAGAGAAUGUCAAGGGGUCGGACUGUGUAGACCAGUUCCGGGCCAUGCAGGAGUGCAUACUGAAGUACCCAGACCUCCAUCCCCAGGAGGAGGAGGAGGAGAAGCCAGCGGAUCGGUUAGAGGAAAUGGCUGCCUCUGAGGCCACCACAACCAAAAAAGAGGAGGGGUCCAGCUCAUGA